AUGACAGAAGAGCCUGGAUUUAUUCGAUCCAAACUACAAUCACAUUUCGCACCAGAAAAAGGUGUUGAGCACAACGUUCUCUGGGAAGCUUUAUGGAAGGAGGGAUAUCAUCCAUGGGACAGGAAUUCACCGAAUCCAGCACUCAUUGAUCUUCUGAACGAACCUCGAGAAAUCUUGCCAUCGAGUCACAAAGCGGUCAAAAGGAAAGCAUUAGUUCCUGGUUGUGGUAGAGGUUAUGAUGUCCUUUUACUAGCCGCACAUGGAUACGAUUCACACGGACUUGAUACGUCAGGUACCGCCAUAAUAGAAGCGAAGAAGCUAGAGGCGCAGCUAUUUGGAUACGGAGUAUAUGCAACAGGAGAAGGAAUUCACCCUGGGAACAUAACCUGGACAGAAGGAGACUUUUUCGGCGUCGACACCUUUCGACGCCAAGAAAGUGAAGAUAAAUAUGAUUUAAUCUAUGACUACACAUUUCUCUCUGCCUUGCCGCCAACCCUGAGACCUGCAUGGUCAAAGCGCAUGGUGGAAUUACUCGCGAAGGGUGGUAGACUCGUCUGUGUUGAAUUCCCAACCUACAAACCCCAUUCAACGGGUGGGCCGCCUUGGGCUUUGCCGCCCAUAAUCUACGAAGCUCACUUGACGAGACCAGGAAGAGACCUAGAAUAUGAUGAGGUCAUAGGUUUACUAGAACAGAAAAUGGGCGAUCCUGAUAGACAUGGUCUACGGCGUAUAGCUCAUUUUCAGCCGGUUAGAACGCAUGAAGUUGGCUACAAUAGUGAUGGAAAGGUGACAGAUUGGAUUAGUAUUUGGGCUCAUGCCAUUGGACAAUGA
Blumeria graminis f. sp. triticale is the source of this 831-nucleotide messenger RNA. The record is from the annotation of a GenBank genome assembly. NCBI's taxonomy places the organism in Eukaryota, Fungi, Ascomycota, Leotiomycetes, Helotiales, Erysiphaceae.